Molecule: messenger RNA, 1270 nt
Organism: Candoia aspera
Lineage: Eukaryota; Metazoa; Chordata; Lepidosauria; Squamata; Candoiidae
Gene: PAQR9
Product: progestin and adipoQ receptor family member 9
Exons: 1
Coding region: 14-1147 (377 amino acids)
Cellular component (GO): membrane
Molecular function (GO): signaling receptor activity
Source: RefSeq, a predicted model, not a curated record
GCAGCGGAGGACGAUGCCCGCGGGCGGAGCCGGCGAGGGCCAGGCGCCCCCUAGGGUUGCCCCGCCACAGCCGUCCCCUCACCCCGGCCGGCCUCUGCUCGCCGCCUCGCUGCCGUCGCCCCGGCGCGCCGGCUCCCUGUUGCGCUGGGACGAGGUGCCCGACGACUUCGUGGAAUGCUUCAUCCUGUCGGGUUACCGGAGGCUGCACUGCACGGCGCAGGAGUGCCUGGCCUCGGUGCUGCAGCCCACCAACGAGACGCUCAACUUCUGGACGCACUUCAUCCCGCUGCUGCUCUUCGCCGGUAAGUUCUCCCGCCUGCUGCUGCUGCGCGGGGCCGGCGACCUGCCCUUCCAUCACCCCUCGCUGCUGCCGCUGUGGUGCUACGCGUCGGGCGUGCUGCUCACCUUUGCCAUGAGCUGCACAGCCCAUGUGUUCAGCUGCCUCUCCAUACGCCUACGUGCCGUCUUCUUCUACCUGGACUACGCCUCCAUCAGCUAUUACGGCUUCGCCAGCACGGUGGCCUAUUACUACUACCUGUUACCCAAGCUGAGCCUGCUGGAGCCGCGCAUGCUCAGUCGCUACCUGCAGCAGCGCCUCGGCUGGCACGUGGACUGCAGCGCGCCCAUCGCCGCCUACAGCGCGUUGGUGCUGCCGGUCGCCUUCGCUUUGGCCGUGGCCUGCACCGUAGCCUGCUGCAAGAGCCGCUCCGAGUGGUGCGCCUACCCCUUCGCCAUCCGCACCUUCGUCUUCGUCAUGCCGCUCAGCAUGGCCUGCCCCAUCAUGCUGGAAAGCCUCUUCUUCGACCUGCAGGGCCACAACCCCAUCCUCUUCUUGUACUUCUACCGCCGCUACUUCUGGCUGCUGGUGGCCGCUUUCUUCAACGUCAGUAAGAUCCCCGAGCGGAUCCAGCCGGGCUUGUUCGACAUAAUCGGCCACAGCCACCAGCUUUUCCACAUCUUUACGUUCCUUAGCAUCUAUGACCAGAUGUUCUACGUUGAGGAGGGCUUGCAGCACUUCCUACAAAGCCCCCCGCCCGCCUCGCCUACCUUCGCGGGCACCAUCGGCUACAUGCUGGGCUUGAUACUGUGCCUUGCCCUCGUCAUCCGAAGAUUUUUAAAUAGCCAAGAGCUCUGCAAACAGGAAUGAGGUAACUUUCCUUCAGGUUUUCUGUUGAAGUUUUUACUUAAAUUACGGGUAGCUGUGGCUGCUGCUUCAGCUACAAGAAUCCGAGAGUUCGGCUUUUCCUAGGGAAAGAAAGAGACCAAGCGC